This is a messenger RNA of Trichophyton verrucosum HKI 0517, 3279 nucleotides long. RefSeq lists its product as uncharacterized. Gene Ontology annotation, cellular component: nucleus; U2 snRNP. Gene Ontology annotation, molecular function: U2 snRNA binding; protein binding. The transcript is spliced from 3 exons. The coding region runs from base 1 to 3279 and encodes 1092 amino acids. Gene Ontology annotation, biological process: mRNA splicing, via spliceosome. The record is from RefSeq and is a predicted model, not a curated record. Lineage: Eukaryota; Fungi; Ascomycota; Eurotiomycetes; Onygenales; Arthrodermataceae.
AUGCUCACGUUGGUAUUCUAUGAACAGGAGUGUUUCUUCCGUGCGGACGGUGACAUUUUGAGGAUGGAAUUUCUUUACCCGACGCCACCAGAUAAUGACAGAAUAAUUCUUCUAUUGCUUAUAGCUCAAGACUCCGAGUCUUAUUAUGUUACUUACGACUGGACUUCCAUGGAAACGCUGCGAUCUGUGGACCCAAGGAUCAACAGCCUUAGGCUUUCUAACCAUUUUCGUCUGCCAACAGUUCUGAUACCCCUAAUUCACUCAACUUCUUUCAUGGUUGCAACACACUCGACCAUGUCCAUCUACAAGAAUGUCUUGAAUACAGAUGGGCCUGUCGUACCAAUGAACUGCCCCUUCCCAACUCUAGAACAUCGCCCACGUUCGAGAAACCAAGUUUGGACUCACUGGGCUCGAGCCAGGCGCAAUCGGAUUAGAAACUCCCAGUUUGACGAUAUUUACCUAUGCCGCGAAGAUGGUAUGAUUUUAUACCUGGAGAUAGGCAAGUCUGGAGAUAUAGAACGCCAGUCCAAUCUAGGUUCGCUAGGCUGUAACCUUGAUACUGCCUUCGCAAUCCUCCCGGAAGGAUACCAGGCCGGAGAUGUCCUGGUCACCGCCGGUAGCAUGUGCGGUGGUGGCCUCUUUAUUGAAGAUGCUCGAAAACCACCAAGAUGUAUACAGAGAGUCCCGAACUGGGGCCCUAUCCUAGAUACCGCCGUGAUAAAGGCAAGACGUCCUACUCCAAACCCAUUGUCCAGAGACACCCAACAAGGCAUGGGGCUACCAUUUGAUCGAAUCUUCACAUGCUCCGGUGUUGGACCUGAUCAUGGCACUAUCUCCGAACUGAGAUAUGGCAUUGAAGCACAGAUAGGCCUCAAUAUUGAACAUGGGGCUUGUUCAAGUAUAACAGGAGUAUGGGGAAUUCCUGUCCCUAGAGGAGAAGGCACCCUUUGCCUGCUAACAGACCCUAUGACGAGUUCUUUGAUCUUUAUACCAAUAAGUGGCACUGAGGAAGCAUUUGCUAUGGACGAAGAACGAAGUGGUUUAGAUCUUGAUCACCCAACACUAGCAGCCAGUAUAACGCCAGACGGUAUUGUAGUACAAGUCACUGAUGCAUCAAUUCGGUUGAGCCACGUUGUCUUCCAGCAGCGAUCUUCUAUAACAUGGGAUGAUCCAAACGACCGAGCCGUUGUAGCCUUCACCAGUGGGCCUCUCUCUCUUGUUGUCGUAGCUAUAAGAAGCGGUAGCGAUGUUCGAGUGGAACUCCGGAGCGUCAGUUCUGACGAAAACGGGUGCAAAUGUACCCUCAUUGGACUGCCUCUUGCUCUCGACCAGGAACCAAUUUGCUUCGACGUUGAGGAGCUUGGCGGCAAAUUAUAUCUCUUUAUUGGUACAAGCGAAGGGAAACUCCUGAUUAUGGCAAUAAAUAGCCUGGAAGGCUUGACUCCUCACCUUGAACGUGGGAUCAUGAUGGGCAAGGAUGACCUUAAUUCACCGGUGUUCGAAUCUCUAAAGCUCAUAUCCACCGUUGGCGAGGAGAAAAGGCUGAUGGUCCUAUUUUGUGGCCUCCGGAGUGGGCAUUUGAUUCCCUUCAGAGUCACUCAAGAUGAUACUUCAUUCGAAAUACACCAAUUGCCGCCUCAUAAACUCGGUGAAACUUCUGUUCGAAUUGGAGGUUAUGAAUCUGAUAAAACCUUGGCUGUCGUCUCAUGUGGUCCAGGUCUUUGGAGGGUGUCACACAGCCCCAUUGAGGCGUCAUUGCAUUACUCUCUGGAGAAAGUUUGGAUCACUGAUCAAAGCAAGCCUGAAAAGAUGCAGCCUAUUGUCGAUAUAUUCAACUGCGUUGAUUUACCUGCACAGGCACCAGCCACAGGCCUUAGUGGUUCCUUGUUAUGUAUUACCGACAAUACUCUCUUUGCCUGUAGCUUGGAGAAAGUUGCAAAAGCUGUUCCUCGCGAGAUACGUGUCCGGGGAAAUCCGAAGAGACUCGUAUAUUCCGAAUAUUUGAACAAGUUGAUUGUGGCUUAUAAUAGGGUGGACUUUGACUUCACUUCGUCAACGGAGGGCACCAAACGCUGGAUAUGGCCCAAGAUUGGGUUUCUAGACCCUGAUGGGGAGACGCUAAUUUCAGCACCAAUCGAUCUUAGGGCUAGAGGCAAUGAAUCGACUACACCUACAGUGCUCACUCGCCAACCUGUUGGAGCAUCCGGUGAAAAAGUGACAGCAUUGGUAGAUUGGAAAUUCUACGGUGAAGGUAAUGAAUACCACAUGAUUGUGGUAGGAACUUCCUUUCCACAGGUCGAAUACAAAGCGGGGAGAGACAUCUGUGUUGAAUACAGAGGGAGAGUUGUUUACAUUACAGUUCGGCAAAACCCACCAGGUAUCGGUAACAUUGAUUGCAUGACCAAACGCAUUCACACGUACAACCAACCAGUCCGAACAAUAACCUCGUUCGGACCGAGCUCCCUGAUCGUGGCCUCUGGGGAUGACUUGCUAAUGCAGACCCUGGAUCCAUCCACUCGAAAAUGGCGAAGCCUGGAGCCUCACCAUCUUGAAUCCCAUGCGGUUUCAAUCACUGUGAAGGAGCCGUUUAUCUACGUCCUGACCGCCCGCCACUCGCUUAUUGUCCUUCGAGCGACGCAAGAGGGGCUAAUUUUGCAUGCUCAAGCGGGCGUUGAUAAAGGGGGACUUGACCAUGUGAAUCUUGAUGGAGAACUCAAGACUAUAUUCACAGCUAAUCGCGGCGGAGCAGUAAUCGGCCUAAGAGAGUUUGGAUUAAAGGAUGACAGGCUGGUUAGGCCCGUCUUUUCUGCCAUCACCCCUUCCGCAGUGGUACGAGUAUGUCGCAGUUUCCGGCCCCACUCCGGCGGCUGCGAGAUAGCUUACGGUACAACACUGGAUGGCACGCUUUAUCGGUUCCAGAUGCUCACAGAGAACGAAUGGCGGAUCCUUCGAUUCAUUCAAUAUUCAUGUCUUGCGGACACCAAUAUCUGCCCUUUCCGCCGUAAACGCCGAAUGGCUGCGGACGAACUAUGCCCUUUGCCAGACAAGCCUGAAUACAUGCAUAUUGACGGUGACAUUCUUGCUCGUCUUAUCAGCCGCGGAGCCAGGUAUCUUGAAGAUAUGAUGCGGAGGACCACCCCAGACAAUGCUCCGCCUGCGUAUGCCGAAAAGAAGGUAGAAAGAUUCAUCGAAUUCGCCAGGCUAGUUGUAGGCGAGACAAACGACCCAUUUACGGAUAUCCUGAUGUGGAUGGAGAAUAUGCUCCGGAUUGAAAUCUAG